AACUUCCUCGUGACACCUCGUGGUAUCCAUUGAGCUGUCCAACUUUUUAUUUUUAUUUUAUACAUUACACAUACAUAUUUGAGUUGCAUUAACCGGACAAAGAAAACUAAUAUUGCGCUGACGUCCUCUUAAAGUUUUCGUCUUUUUACAUUUUAGAUUGGAGAAAUGAUGUCGCGUGUGUCCAAGUGUACGGGUGUAACGGUGAACACGUACAUCAUGAAAAAAUAAAUUUAUUUUGUCAUGACGUACAUAUCCCAUAACUACGCACCGCCGUUACACCUGAACUCGGACACCCUUCCCGCCACCACCGCAAGCCGCCUUCGGGCACCAAAAAAAAUAAAAAAUUAAAGAAACGUUAGUAGAUAGGAACAUUUAAAUGUUUACUAAUAAAAUUAUAACUAUUGCCUACAUCGUGUUUCAAGAUGCUACAGGUCGAGGAUUGCCGCGCCCCCCAUACAGCUAGACGGCUGCAGCAGCGGGAUCGGACCACAGAUAUAUAUAAUAACUAGAUACCCGACUUCUUCUUAUCAAUGACGCUGGCAGCCAUUUACAACUAUGGCAAUGUUUACAAUGAUAACAAUAGUUCAUAUCAAACAAGCCUGUUGCCCAACUUACUGACUAGUGACUACAACUUUACUGUGGUACUGACCCUUUUUCGACGAUUAUUGUAGGUUUUUGAAUAAUUAUUAAUUUAAGAUGGUGAUGUCAUGUUGUGUACAUUUUUGCACGAAUCGACAUUCAACAAAUGAAGUUAGAAAAAUACACUUUUUCUCAUUUCCACUUAAAGAUGCAGAAAAAAAUGAGUUAUGGAUAAAGGCAGUAGGUCGAAAAGAAUUUAUCCCUUCUAAAUAUAGCAAGGUGUGCAGUGAUCAUUUUGUUCAAACUGAUUUUAAACAAACUGUUGGUGGUAGCUACAAGUUGAAGCUUAACUCAAACGCUGUGCCUUCAAUUUUUCCAUCAUAUUCCAAACAUGUGUCUCAAUUAAAAAUACCGGAACUAGAAGGCAUUGAACCUAUUUCACCAGAUUUGAUCCCACUCUUAAAUACAACUAAUUUGACCCCAAGUACUAUCGUAACAUCUAGUAAUAAUCCAGAUUUACCAAUAAUGAUUACACCUGAAAGGUCUGUUAUUAAUACCAGUUUUGAGCCAUUAUUAAUAACACCAUCAAGAGCAAUUUUCUCUAGAUCAAACUAUAUUCAAAGAAUUAGAUUGCACUAAUAUAAGUAUUUUGGAAAGACCUCAUAAGAUGAUAAUUAUUAGUUUAUUAACAAAAAAGUACCUGAGUGUUAGGCUUAAAUCAUUGGGAAAAACAACUUCAAACAAUUUUGCAGUUAGUAAACGUCAAAAACUGACAAAAUUGAUUUUGUUUGCUAAUCAGUAAUUAUUAAAAUAUACCUAUAUUUAACUAUAUGUAAUUAUGUAUAUUUUUCACUGUAAUUACAUUUAAUACACCUAUAUUUACCUGUGUGUAAUUAUGUACAUUUUUCACUGUCAUUACAUUUAAUGUAGACUAUGCUUCUUCUCCCUAGCCUCUAUCCAGUACUUCUUUUUCGGUCUUCCUAGCUGUUCAAAAUAGACUAUGAUUGAUGACAUAUUUCUAUGAUCAUAAAGAGUGAAGUUGAGGGUCAAAAUCAAUUGAACCAAAUUUUGAAAUGGGCAGCUUACAGUAAAG
Messenger RNA from Myzus persicae (green peach aphid), 1672 nucleotides. Its product is annotated as THAP domain-containing protein 4-like. The record is from RefSeq and is a predicted model, not a curated record. Lineage: Eukaryota; Metazoa; Arthropoda; Insecta; Hemiptera; Aphididae. Bases 697 to 1218 code for a protein of 173 amino acids. The transcript has 4 exons.